Messenger RNA from Gymnodraco acuticeps, 2398 nucleotides. It is a transcript of the gene parvb, whose product is annotated as parvin, beta. The transcript has 13 exons. Gene Ontology annotation, biological process: establishment or maintenance of cell polarity; substrate adhesion-dependent cell spreading; actin cytoskeleton organization. Gene Ontology annotation, cellular component: cytoplasm; focal adhesion; actin cytoskeleton. Gene Ontology annotation, molecular function: actin binding. The record is from RefSeq and is a predicted model, not a curated record. Bases 224 to 1303 code for a protein of 359 amino acids. Lineage: Eukaryota; Metazoa; Chordata; Actinopteri; Perciformes; Bathydraconidae.
GGAGCAGAUGAAGCUGUUCCUCACAUGAGAGUCAUUGGUCUGUUGAUGCCCCACCGGCUCUGCUUUCCUCAGUCUGUUGUCUGCCUGAUUGUAUCUGCUGGAUCUUACUGUACAGCGGUGCCCUGAACGCACCACAGGGAGGAGUGACCAUAUUUAUACAUCUGUGGCAGUGACAAUAUUAACAGACAUAAAGGGAGAGCACACAAACGCAUCAUACUGAAAGAUGUCUGCGACCCCGCAGCCCGCAAAGAUGAAAAAGGACGAGUCUUUCCUGGGGAAAUUAGGAGGAACUCUGGUUCGGAAGAAAAAGUCUAAAGAAGUGAGUGAUCUCCAUGAGGAGGGGAAGAAUGCCAUCAACGCUCCCAUGCUUCCCACGGGGACAGAAAUCCAUCCGGAGGACACACUGAUGGAGGAAAACGCAGAGAGGAUCAUGUUGGACCCAACAUCGCGGGAAAAUCUUAAAUUUAAAGAUCUUCUGAAGGUCCUGAUAGACUGGAUCAACAGUGAGUUGGAGGAAGACCGGAUCAUAGUCAAAGACCUGGAGGAGGACUGUUAUGAUGGACAAGUUCUCCAGAAGUUAUUUGAAAAGUUGUCAGGCAGGAAGCUGAACGUGGCCGAGGUGACUCAGUCCGAGAUCGGCCAAAAGCAGAAGCUGCAGACGGUUUUGGAGUCCGUCAACGAAAUGCUGCGGCCUCAUGGCUGGACCAUUGAGUGGAGCGUGGACUCUAUCCAUUCAAAGAACCUGGUGGCGAUUGUCUACCUGCUGGUGGCUCUGGCGAUGCACUUCCAGGCUCCGAUCAGACUGCCGGAGCAUGUUUCUGCGCAGGUGGUGGUCGUCAAGAAACGUGAAGGCAUCCUGCAGACGGCUCUUGUGACCAAGGAGCUGACGAGCACCACAGAAAUGAUGAUGGGAAGAUUUGAGAGGGACGCGUUUGACACUUUGUUGGAUCACGCACCUGACAAGCUCAACGUGGUGAAAACGUCUCUCAUCACCUUUGUGAACAAACACCUGAACAAGCUGAACCUGGAAGUGACUGAGCUGGAAUCUCAGUUUGCUGAUGGCGUGUAUCUGAUAUUGCUGAUGGGGCUGCUCGAAGACUACUUUGUCCCUCUGUUCAACUUCUUCCUCACUCCUGAGAGCUUCGAACAGAAGGUCCACAAUGUGGCGUUUGCCUUUGAGCUGAUGCAGGAUGGAGGCCUGAAGAAACCCAAAGCCAGACCAGAAGAUGUUGUCAACCUGAACCUGAAGUCCACCCUCAGAGUCCUCUACAACCUUUUCACCAACUACAAAAACUCUGAGUGAACUGUUCCAGUUUUCACCCCCCUGAUAUUACUUCUGAACGCUGCUCUGUGCUGAUUAUACAUUAUAUAUUAUAUAUUAUAUAUACAUUAUAUAUAUAGUAUGGCAGUCUGGACACUGGAGGACACCAACUGACUGAAAGUCACAAUUAUGUUGGACUUAAAACGACCCAGGGGGAGAAGCAAGAAAAAGGCUUUGAAUGUUAGUUAUUAAUCUUCUCCAAAUGUCAGUAUUUAUUUAUUCCUUUUUUUAAAUGUUAAAUGCAACCAAGGAAACCCUGCAACCUUUUAGCCUUUUAAAUACACAGCCGUCACAAGAGAAAUAAACGAGGGCCGAAUGUUUAAACAUUUGUGUUAAACUGAUAACUGAAAGCUGGAAAUUCUGUUAUAUAUGAGAUAGUAUCUAAAAAACAUUUCUGUAAAUAUUAAAAGUAUAUUUUGGGGAAAUAGACACAGACCUAUUUGUUUUACUGUCAAGAGUUUGAUAAGAAGAUGGAUAAUACUACAUUUAAAGCUAUUGUAAGAGUCAAGAGCCAGUUAGCUUAGCUUAGCAUUAAGACAUGAGGAACUGCUCGUCAAAUAACAAUUAAAAAACUUUACCUAAGGCUCAACUCAACAGCUAGCUUAGAGAUGAUAUACCUCCCUUUCUUAAGCUUUCUAGUUGGCUGUCUCAUUACAUUAUCGAUUUACAGUAAGCUGGAUUUGGGAGUAACAAUUAAAAAAAAGUUGUUUUUUACAAGAAAAGUUACAUUAGUAUGGCAUACUAAUUUAUUAUAAAGUAAAACAGAUAUCACAGAGUCAGAUUAUUGUUGUAACUCAUUACCAAAUACACUUUAACUUGCUGUAUUUUGCAUUUUUCGCUACAGCGCUGUUACCUUCUGCUACUAGCGUUAUGCUAGGCUAAGCUAACUUGUAGCUUCAUGUGUGUGGUGUUACUGAUCUUCUCGUGUAACUCUUGACAAGAAAGCGAAUAAGUAUAUUUCCCCAAACUAUUCCUUUAACAAAACUUGAAAAUGCCAUGUAUUAUAUGAUAUCUGAAAAUGCUUUGUUUGUAUAUUACUACAGCUAUAUAUAAAUAUAUAUAAUUGCUUUUACUUGA